Messenger RNA from Phanerochaete carnosa HHB-10118-sp, 529 nucleotides. RefSeq lists its product as uncharacterized. NCBI's taxonomy places the organism in Eukaryota, Fungi, Basidiomycota, Agaricomycetes, Polyporales, Phanerochaetaceae. The coding region runs from base 146 to 529 and encodes 127 amino acids. The transcript is spliced from 2 exons. The record is from RefSeq and is a predicted model, not a curated record.
GGUGCUGCUCGCCAACUACUUCUUUGCCCUCGGCCGCUUCCUCGAGGGCAGGUACCACAGCUGUGCCGCGGCCUCGCUCACCGUCACCUGCCGGCUCAACACCCUCGGCCUGCCGCUUGCCACUGGUGCGCAGGGCGGGCUGGGCAUGGGCCUGGUGCACGGGUCGCAUCCCGGCUUCCCUGCCGCCGCUGCCGCUGCCGACGCCGUCGAGCAGGGAGAACGCGUCGACGCGUUCUGGGCGGUGUACGUGUUGGACAAGUGCUGGUCCGUCGCGCUUGAAUCUCCGUCCGCGAUCUCGGACAGCAGCACCUCGGGAACACGCAUCUCCACGCCGUGGCCGCUCAGUAUCGCUCAGUAUGAACAGGGUCGAGUGGCCACUUACACCGGUGUGCCCGUCAUUUCCGAGUUCCUUAAUGGUCAUACCAUUGGUAACCUCGACUAUUUCUCUCCGUUUGCUCUCCGUGCACAAGCAUCUACUCUUUUCUCUCAAGCAUCUGUUCUGGCCUCUCGUUAUCGCGAUGGUAAGUGA